Messenger RNA from Amphimedon queenslandica, 553 nucleotides. RefSeq lists its product as uncharacterized. The transcript is spliced from 2 exons. The coding region runs from base 125 to 493 and encodes 122 amino acids. The record is from RefSeq and is a predicted model, not a curated record. NCBI's taxonomy places the organism in Eukaryota, Metazoa, Porifera, Demospongiae, Haplosclerida, Niphatidae.
GUAAACAACUUUGUUAUUCUUUUAAAAUUGCCAGGUUGUGCAAAAUUUUGUAUUCAUGAACCAUGAAUAAUAUACAAUGAGCUAUAGCAAUACAUAAAAAUAUGUAAAAAGCCAUGACAUUAAAAUGGAUGACAGAAAAUCUCAAUCUGUUCUAAGGAGAGAGCCAGUGGUCACUGUCACUGAUCAAAGAAAAAAUGACAGUGCUGCUGUGAGCUUGUUUACAAGUACAAGCAGCCCAAAACAUCAUAAAGUGGAUUCUAUUCGACAUUCAGUGGCUUUUCAUACUGUUACACAGACACAAGAGGCUAUUGAUGUAACUGAUGGACUCAAUAUCAGUGAGGAUGUUAUGACUAGGAACAGUCAGUCUCAAAAAAUCAAAGUCUCGGACAAUACAAUUUUUGAACAAUACUUGACUAAAGCAAUUGCAAGCAGUUCACAUUCAGAUCCACCAAAUUAUGUAAUUGGAUUUAUUAAAAGCUGUCUAACUUUAUGAUAAUACCUAAUUUUUCUAAAUCCGUAAUUAAUUUUUGUACUUUUUAAAUGAAUAAUCAUA